CGCUGCUCGCUUCAGAGAUGAACGCGAUGGAAUGGGUGCAGAGUUUGGCUGAAUACUCGCUCGGGCGCAUGGUGGGUGCGCCCAGCCCGCUGCGCAAAACGAACAGCGGGCCGCAGCGGGCGACGGCUCUGGUGCUCCUGGCCAAGUACCCCGGCGCUGGCAAGAGCAAGACGCGGCUCGCGGCGCAGCUGCGGCCCUUUUGCGCCUCCGACGACGCCGUGCAGGCAAUUAUCGCCAACUUUGUGCGUGCGGCGACGCUCGACCUGCUCCAGCGCUUUGCGGCGGCGACGGCAUCGCAGGGCGGCGGCUUCGAGUGCUUCUUGACCUACGCGCCGCCCACCGAGGAGGCUCGGUCGUGGUUCGCGUCGCUGCUGCAGGAGGGGCGCGUGGAGGACCGUUGGAGGCUGCAGCCGGUCCUCUCCUCGUCCUCCGCCGCCAGCUCCAGCCUCGGAGACAUCCUGUGCGACGCGGGCCAGCGAGCUCGGGCGGCGCGCGGCUGCGCGCGGGUCUCGUUUCUCGGCGUCGACUGCCCGGACCUUCCCCUCGAGGCGCUGCUCGCCGCCGCGAGCGCCAGCUCCGCGCCGGGCGUCGCCGCCGUCUGCCCGGCGAGCGACGGCGGGUACACUCUGCUCGCGCUGCCCGAGGGCGCAGAUGAGCGGCUCUGCUUCUCCGACGUGCGCUGGUCGGCGGGCGACACCUGCCUCUCGCAGCUCCAGGCGCUGACCCGUGCCGGACUGACGAGCGCCGUCCUCGAGACGCACUCGGACGUCGACGAGCUGCCCGACUUGCGGGCGCUCUGGGCCCGGCUGGCCGGCGAACCGGACUCCACUAGCCAGUGCCCGCACACGAGAGCAAUGCUCGCCGCGCUCGCGACGUCCGCACCGGCGGUGUUAUGCGGGUGAGAUGUUCUGAAGAAAGUUGCAGCAGCC
Messenger RNA from Emiliania huxleyi CCMP1516, 929 nucleotides. RefSeq lists its product as hypothetical. The transcript has a single exon. NCBI's taxonomy places the organism in Eukaryota, Haptophyta, Isochrysidales, Noelaerhabdaceae. The record is from RefSeq and is a predicted model, not a curated record. Bases 18 to 902 code for a protein of 294 amino acids.